Carcharodon carcharias (great white shark) is the source of this 1297-nucleotide messenger RNA. RefSeq names its product carbohydrate sulfotransferase 11 (gene chst13). Gene Ontology annotation, biological process: proteoglycan biosynthetic process; carbohydrate biosynthetic process. NCBI's taxonomy places the organism in Eukaryota, Metazoa, Chordata, Chondrichthyes, Lamniformes, Lamnidae. The record is from RefSeq and is a predicted model, not a curated record. The transcript is spliced from 3 exons. Gene Ontology annotation, molecular function: sulfotransferase activity. Bases 71 to 1096 code for a protein of 341 amino acids. Gene Ontology annotation, cellular component: membrane.
GCUGGGACCCUUCACCCCACCCCACCCCCCCCCCCCCGGUUGCAGCAGAUACAAGCUGGAGCUGAAGGCAAUGAGGACGGGCAGGCUGGUCCGGAUAGCAGCCCUGACUUGCCUGGGAUCCUUUCUGCUGCUUGUCCUCUACUUCCAAGGAGGUUUCAGCCCAGCUGCUGAUCGGCAGGUUCAGAAAGGGAUUUGGCCGGGAAAGGGAAAUGGAAUCCGGCAGCGCUACAAUAGCGAUAAGUUUACCCGCUCCAGUGCCCAGCAGGUUCACCAGCGCCGGCGUGCCAUGCUGAACAAAAACUGUGCUGCCCACAAUCGGCUGAACCGCAAACGCCGCAUCCUGAACCCUGAUGACCUGCGGCACCUGAUUGUCGAUGACCAGCACGGGUUACUGUACUGCUAUGUCCCGAAGGUGGCCUGUACCAACUGGAAGAGGGUGAUGAUGGUGCUGACCGGAGGUGGCAAGUACAGGGACCCCAUGACCAUCCCGGCCAGUGAGGCCCACGUGACGUCCAAUCUCCGGACACUGGACAGCUACAGCAAUGCCGAGAUCAACUACCGGCUGAGGAACUACCUCAAGUUCAUCUUUGUGCGUGAGCCUUUUGAGCGCUUGGUGUCCGCAUAUCGUAACAAAUUCACUCGCCGAUACAACACCGCCUUCCACAAGCGCUACGGGACCAAGAUCAUCCGGGAACACCGGCGCGAUCCCAGCUCGGAGGCUCUGGAGCAUGGCGGGGAUGUGACCUUCGAGGAGUUUGUCUGGUACCUGGUGGACCCCAAAACGCGGAGGGAGGAGCCCUUCAACGAGCACUGGGAGACGGUCUACUCACUGUGCCACCCCUGUCUCAUCCGCUACGAUGUGGUGGGCCGUUAUGAGACGCUGCUGCGUGAUGCCAGUUACCUCCUGGAUCUUGUCGAACUCGACCAUCGUGUCAAGUUCCCCUCGUCCAAUGUUUCUUCCCGGACCACAGAUGACAUGACAGCUAAGUUCUUCAAGAACAUCUCCCCUUUCUACCAAAAGAAGCUCUACAAGUUGUACAAACUAGACUUCACCUUGUUUAAUUACUCAGUCCCUUCCUACUUGAACAUACACUGAGAGGCCCAGAGCCUCCUGUCAUUAUUAUGAACUGGGAUAGGAGCAGCGGUGACUCCCUGAGGUCAGCCUCAUCCAACAACUGUGAAAAAGCCGGGUUAGGGUUUGGAUGGCGUCUGGAAAUUAACUUAUUUUGAAUUAAUCUUUUUUUCUUUCUCAGUCGGCAGUGAUUUACCUCCCACACCGCACCCCCAUUACCCUGUC